Symbiodinium sp. CCMP2592 is the source of this 429-nucleotide messenger RNA. NCBI's taxonomy places the organism in Eukaryota, Dinophyceae, Suessiales, Symbiodiniaceae. The record is from the annotation of a GenBank genome assembly.
AUGCCUCUGGAUACAUGGGUCUCUGGAGGCGAGCAGGCCGUUACCUUUGCUUCCCGCACACCUCCAGCUUCACGAUGGAAUGACGAACUCGUGCUGCUGGCGAGGAGAACAGUUGCUAAUGUGAUCGGUCGGGUGUCUCAGAACCUGCAGGAAGUGCCAAUCGGUGUCGCUGAAGACGCGAUCAGCAGCGAAGUUCGGCGCAGCAGUCCUGCACGUGCCAAGGCUGCACUUCGGCUCCGCACGCCCAGUCCCACCCGAAGCUUUCGAACUUUCGAGCCAGUGUUGCAGACAAGGCAAACUCCCGACUGGAGAAGUGCCUGCAGAGUUUGUUCCGUGCUCCCUGCUUUCGUCCCUCCUCACAAUGCGAUGAUAAGAUAUGCCUUCAUGAGAGGAAGCCGCACGGCUCGAGGGUCCGACAAGAGGAAAUAG